Molecule: messenger RNA, 1431 nt
Organism: Salarias fasciatus (jewelled blenny)
Lineage: Eukaryota; Metazoa; Chordata; Actinopteri; Blenniiformes; Blenniidae
Product: multivesicular body subunit 12A-like
Exons: 10
Coding region: 1-984 (327 amino acids)
Biological process (GO): endosome to lysosome transport via multivesicular body sorting pathway; receptor catabolic process; regulation of epidermal growth factor receptor signaling pathway
Cellular component (GO): ESCRT I complex; cytosol
Source: RefSeq, a predicted model, not a curated record
AUGGAUUCAGUACUUCCUGCUUUGGCGAGGAACAUCAGGAAAUUUCGAUUGACAGCCAAAAAGUUUUUAACAGACCAGACAAGGACACGUCGGAGAGACGGGCGUCAGCACAGCCACACAAUGUCCCUGAUGGAGCGUGGGACGGUCCGGCCCAUCACCGGAGUGGCCUGGACUUCCAACACAGGCACCUGCCCCAAAGACUUCAGUCUGAUCAGCAUCACAGAAGAGGGCGCAGCAGCAAACUUCACCCGCAGCUUUGGAAUGAAAUCUGGAUAUUAUCUGUGCUACAGCAAGGACCUGACAGGUGGCAUGGUGGUGUCAGAUAUUCAGAUUAUUUCAGAGAAGGACAGCAUCCCUCAUGGCUACUGCUACAUCGCAGAGCACCUUGAGCCAAAGGCCACCGUAUCGAAGAAGAAGCGUCUGUGCGUUCGCAUCGUCCCAGUGGGCAGCGUGGACACGGCUCUGCUGGACAUCAAACUAACUGCCAAAAGCAAAAUGAUGCUGCAGUAUUACACAUAUGUGGGGGACAUACAUGGCUACAUGCUGUGGUGCAGAAAGGGGCUUUUCACCAGCCCUCCUCCUCAAGCCAAGCCCCGCAGGGUCAGUCUGGACCUCCGGACCCUCUCUCUGGAGCAGCCCUCUGCUCCUCUGGCCCUCAGGCCGAGCAACCCUCCUCCUCCGCUGCCACACGCCAGGUUAACGCAGAGACGCGGCAAUCUGCCGAGCACGGACAACCUGGACAAACCUGCCGACAGCAGCUUGCAGGGAAUCACAGCUCUCGAUGGAGUUCCCUUCAGCCUCCACCCUAAAUAUGAUAUCCAGGCAAAUGGCACGGGUCCUCAGUUCAGCUCCCAGAUAAACAACAUUCGUAUAAAGUCACUCCAGGACGUUGAGAAUGAGUAUAAGUACACGUUUGCAGUGGAGGAGUUUGCUGCUAAGCGGACCAGACCAUCGGUGACAACAGGAAGUGAAUCGAAAGAUUAGUUUGAUCGUUGAAUUUCCCAAAUCAACAUCGUCUUACUUUUGCUACUUCAUUCUGUUUGAAAGGGUUCCUUCGAGUAAAACCUCAGAAAUAUGUUACAAGUGAAGGAUAAUCACCUCUGUUUUUAGGGUUCAUUUUAUGCAAAGCUUGAAGUGUAAAAGAGUUGAUCUCAGCUGGAGGUCGGAAAAGGCCUUCCAUGAACACUAUCAUGAUACCAGACACUGGCAUUUCCAAACCCACAAUCACCACCUUCAAGCAGUCAACGUGUCCAUUUGCCAAAGAAACGUCCUGUUUUAAUGACAUGCGUGUUACAGUCCUCUCAGAAAUUACAGGGUUUCAGAAGUGAUUCCAGUUCUGUAGUGUCUGCCGUCUCGCUUUGAGUGUUUGCAGCUUUAAAUCUUCACUUUAAGAUACUUCAGUUCCAUUUCUCUUUAAUGCACUUUGCCUUU